Protopolystoma xenopodis is the source of this 1536-nucleotide messenger RNA. NCBI's taxonomy places the organism in Eukaryota, Metazoa, Platyhelminthes, Monogenea, Polystomatidea, Polystomatidae. The record is from the annotation of a GenBank genome assembly.
AGAUCGGAUCGUUCACGCCGUCGGCCUGCUCUGGCCCUGACCUCGAAUAAUGGGAGCCCAAUUAUUUCGAAAUCUCUUAGACCCAACGACUCUGAUUCCGGUUCCCGACAACAGGUAGGUAUUGAACAACGGGUGCUCGUAGUUAGCACUGAAAGUGAUACCGAUUCGGACUGCCGGAUUAUCCGCGAAUCUAUACAUCUUGAUCACCACGAGGAUAGUCCAUUUUCUUCUAGCCGGUCUCGAUCAGUUUCUUCGUCACCCUCUUCUCAAUCUCACUCUACUUUGUCUGAAUCAGCUUCCGUUAGUGCAUCGUGUAGGUCUUUCAAAGGGGCUGAUCGAUAUUGCCAUGACUGUCGUCACUCUUCUACUCGACGCCAGUGCCACCAUCGCCGAUAUCGACAUCAUGGCUCCUUCUGCCGUCAUCGUAGUUCUCAGCGCAAACGUUCCUCCUCACACAGCUCAUCUUCCCCACUCUCAUAUUCUUCCUCUUCUUCCUCUUCUUCCUCUUCUCGCCAUCAUCACAAUAGGAGACAUCGUAGAUAUCCUCGUGGUCACAACAAGGCGCCAAUUCGAUCUUCUCAUCGGAGUCAUCGUCAUCACAGACGUCAUUCAAGUCGCCAUUCUGGAUAUCGUACUCUUGGAACUGACUCGUCCAGGUCUAGACAUCCAAUUAGGCAAAGUUGGGCUCACAAUCAGCCGCCUACCACAGAAUGGUCGCGACUUAAUUCUGAUUUGCCACUGAGGAACUUGCUUGCCGCGACCUCUUCAGAUAAUCCUAUUAUCAUAUCUGACGACGAUCAAACGGCUGAGAAUUCAGCUGCGAAGAACACUACUCCAUCAAAAACUAGUAACCUCAAAUGUUCGCACUCCCCACCUGCUGCUUCCGGAUCUCCCAUAUUUGACUUAUUACAGCUUUCACAUUCGUAUACCUCUCCAUCGAAUCCUCCACCUACAAUCUCUAGAUUCCAUCCUCCUUUAUUAACCGAAAUUUAUUCAAAAGAAGCAAUGAAGUCACCUUCAUAUUCUCCCCUUGUUUCACUAGGUAUCGAGGGGUCCACUAUCAAGGAAUUAGAUUUUAAACCGCAUGAUAGCCUCGGGUGCUCCUCAGACGGACCGCCGAUUGCUUCAACUAGUCGAGAAUACUUGGAGCUGAAGGUUACUACAGCAUCUUCCGAGCCCCCAGAAAAUCUUCCUAAAUACUCAGGGGCUGGUGAUCCCGACUUUCCAUUCUGCAUUUUUGAGCCACGUACUGCCAAUGAGUUUUACGCUCUUAUUGACCGGCUCGCCGCUGAUGAGGCACAAAAUCCACCACCGGCAUCUUCUGGAUCAAGUAAAUCAAUGAUCAAAAGCGAAGCACUUUUGGAGCAACUUGACUGUUCGUCUAGUCAUGAGUACGAAUUUGAGGAUGUACAAAUCAAAGUAUGUUCAUUGGAACAUAAUAAGGCCGAUGACAAGGAGGUGGAGGAACAGAUAAAAACAAAUCAUACGGGUCAAAAUAAUGAGCUCCAGGAAAUUGAAGGUGAUCCUGGUUCGUAG